Mya arenaria is the source of this 1653-nucleotide messenger RNA. RefSeq lists its product as uncharacterized. The record is from RefSeq and is a predicted model, not a curated record. NCBI's taxonomy places the organism in Eukaryota, Metazoa, Mollusca, Bivalvia, Myida, Myidae. The transcript is spliced from 5 exons. Bases 375 to 1463 code for a protein of 362 amino acids.
UUAAGAUUUAUUACCUUAGUUGAGUUUUGCAUUAAAAACUAACCGCUUGUGGUGCUUUCUGCCUAGAAUAUUGGUUUGGAAAAGACGACUGUGUUGUUAUGUGGUUUAGAGAACUCACUGACUUAGCGCAAGUGGAAUUGUGUCGUUAACAGACUCGAUUAGAACUAACUUAAGAAACUGCGUUGUUGUUUAGAGACUUGGAUUCAAUCUGAAUUAAACACCUGUGGAUUAUUGUUUUGUUUUUUUGUUUUUACACAUUUCAAUUUAAAUGUACUUAAGCGCCGUUGCUGUUUUGUUGUUAAAAUACUAAUUGUAUGAAAUCUUAACUUAAGAAAUGUGGAUGAAUGCUGUUUACAGACUGAGGUAGACUGGAAAUGGAGGAUCCAGAAACAACAGGGACUACAGACGACAACACUGACGUCAGAUAUACAAAAAUGGAGAGAGGACUAGUUCAGACAACUGGAAGUUACUUCAGCAUGUCUUCCGGUUCGCUCCCCUCCCACAUUCGAUCUGUGAGCCCGCGACAGCAAAUGGAACUUACGCUGGAGAAAGAUGUUCGCAAACCACGGACGUGUUGUAACGCGCGUACAGUCUACAUAGCGUUAAUCACAAUAUUUGUGUUGACGUCAUCCGUUGUUGUGGCGAUUGCGGUCUACGAAAUAAGGGUCAUACAGACAUCGUCGAGGUCUCAAAAGCUGAAGAACCAUGUCCUUCCAUUUCAAUCAGAACCAGAAGUCGGACACUCUCCACCCACAGAUGUUGCGCAUGUGGAAGCCGCAGCACUGUCGCCACUACCUUCGAUCACUUCCGGUCUCCAUUUCGGAAAAACUGCGGAACAGGGUGGACGGACGCCUUGUAAUCAAAUAUGUUCAUCUUAUCGCAGCGAUCGGUUCCAGGCGACGUGUCACAAUGGUCAUUGCGAGUGUUUUGGAGAGGAUUAUCAACGGGACACGUGCUUACCUGACGUUGACGGAUGCAAAAUCCAGAUGUCUCCAAGUUCUAAAAUGAUUUCCAUAUGGGGUUCCCCAGCAGAUAAGUUGUCAUGUACAAAUGUGACGUCACCAAAUACGUCAUCAGACUCAAUUUACGUAAUCGGGAUAUAUGGAAACCAUUUCUCAGACAAAACUGACAUUCAUAUAAGCGGGAGCUCUGAGAAACCCAUAACUCUUGUAUUGGCCAGCCAUUACCCGGUAAGGUGGGGCUUGGACACUGGGAGGAUUAAGGUUGCACGAGUUAUUCUGCUUGCAGAGGACAAACUAUCAUUCAGUAAAUUAGACAGAUUUGAAGAAAAGUCGUCCCAUCAAACACGCAUUGAAACAUAUAUACAACCGAUCGGCUACGGAGAUGACCGACACCACUCGAACACUCCCGAAAUGUUACGGAAAAUUACGGAAACAUUCGGGCCUGUGAAACAUUUUACUGGAGCUUUAUAUGCGGACACGAUUCAUAUAAACGUCAUGUGAUAUAUUAUCAUAUAGAAUGGGUUAUUAUUUAUUAACAUUAAGUAUUAUAUUUUAGCUCUUCAUGUUGCAAGAGACGAUACAGGCAAUUAUAGCAGGGCCCGUAACUCUGGCCUUUUUCAUAGUAGCGUUCUUCUCGAUUUUCAAUAUAAACACAUCCGUAUUGCUUGUUAUGCAGUGAUAUUGUAUAAGA